UCAAAGGCUCAGGUCGUCUGUCAAAGAUAAUUGUUAUGAAAUUUGUGAUUCUCCGUUCUUGUUAGUUGAAAUUUGAAUUGAAUAAUAUAGAAAUUAACCUCAAAAGUGAUUGAUUUCUGAAAAAUCGUUAUAGCAUUAUAUACAAGAGCGUUUAUUGUGUUAGUUUUUUAAAGUCAUCAAUUGAAAUUAAGCUUUUUUUAUAAUUUUGAGAUUACAAAAAAUGUUACCACUAUCACUAUUACGUACUGCUCAAAACCAUCCGAUGCUAGUGGAAUUAAAAAAUGGUGAAACAUACAACGGUCAUUUAGUCAGUUGUGAUAAUUGGAUGAAUAUCAAUUUAAGAGAGGUCAUUUGCACAUCUCGAGAUGGAGAUAAGUUCUGGAGAAUGCCUGAGUGCUAUAUCCGGGGGAGUACAAUAAAGUACCUCAGGAUCCCCGAUGAAGUUAUUGAUAUGGUGAAAGAAGAAACCCAAGUAAAGGCUAGGAGUCGCAAUGAAGUAUCCAAGGGUCGAGGAGGUCAAAACCUAAGGUCAGGGAGAGGUGGAAGUCGAGGGGCCUUUGGAAACAGAGGGAGACCAGCGCCCCUUAGGGGUGGAGGAGCAGGCCGGCCACAAAAUAAAAAUAAAAAAUAGUUUAUUAAAUAUAUCACUUAUUAUCUAAGAAAUCUCUAGUAUUAAUCUACUGUCAGUGCUUUUAAUCAACUGACAAAAUGCUGAAAACCAUAAAAAAAUUGUCAGAUAAAAAUAAACUUGUGAAUAAUAAAAACACUUUCUAAAAAGUUAAA
Messenger RNA from Pieris brassicae (large cabbage white), 783 nucleotides. Its product is annotated as U6 snRNA-associated Sm-like protein LSm4. The record is from RefSeq and is a predicted model, not a curated record. NCBI's taxonomy places the organism in Eukaryota, Metazoa, Arthropoda, Insecta, Lepidoptera, Pieridae. The transcript is spliced from 2 exons. Gene Ontology annotation, biological process: P-body assembly; spliceosomal snRNP assembly; mRNA splicing, via spliceosome. Gene Ontology annotation, cellular component: spliceosomal tri-snRNP complex; P-body; U6 snRNP. Gene Ontology annotation, molecular function: U6 snRNA binding. The coding region runs from base 221 to 631 and encodes 136 amino acids.